Indicator indicator is the source of this 1068-nucleotide messenger RNA. It is a transcript of the gene G6PC2, whose product is annotated as glucose-6-phosphatase catalytic subunit 2. Gene Ontology annotation, biological process: gluconeogenesis; glucose 6-phosphate metabolic process. The transcript is spliced from 5 exons. Bases 1 to 1068 code for a protein of 355 amino acids. Gene Ontology annotation, molecular function: glucose-6-phosphatase activity. Gene Ontology annotation, cellular component: membrane. Lineage: Eukaryota; Metazoa; Chordata; Aves; Piciformes; Indicatoridae. The record is from RefSeq and is a predicted model, not a curated record.
AUGGAUCUUCUUCAUAGCAAUGGCGUGCUUAUCAUUCAGCAUUUACAGAGGGACUACAGGGCUUACCAGGAUUUCCUUAAUUUUAUGUCACAUGUUGGCGAUCCCCGGAAUAUAUUCUCAAUUUAUUUUCCUCUUUGGUUUCAGCUCAACCAAGUGGUUGGUACUAAAAUGAUAUGGGUGGCGGUAAUUGGUGAUUGGUUCAACCUCAUAUUUAAAUGGAUUUUAUUUGGCCAUCGCCCAUACUGGUGGGUGCAGGAAACAAUGAUUUACCCCAAUCAGUCAAGCCCAUGCCUUGAACAGUUUCCUAUAACAUGCGAAACUGGACCAGGAAGCCCAUCUGGACAUGCCAUGGGAUCUUCCUGUGUCUGGUAUGUAAUGGUCACAGCAGCACUUAGCUACACAGUUAGAUGGAAAGAUAAAUCAGCAGUUCCCCUUCACAGACUGACAUGGUCAUUCCUUUGGAGUGUUUUCUGGAUUAUCCAGAUCAGCGUGUGCAUCUCAAGAGUAUUCAUAGCAACACAUUUCCCUCAUCAAGUUAUUCUUGGAGUAUUUGCUGGUAUUCUUGUGGCAGAAGCAUUUGAGCAUACCCCUGCUAUUCAGACAGCAAGCUUGAGAAUGUACAUCAAGACAAACUUGUUUCUUUUUAUCUUUGCCCUUGGCUUUUAUCUAGUCCUCAAGCUUCUUGAUAUUGACUUGCUAUGGUCUGUUCCAAAGGCCAAGAAGUGGUGUGCCAACCCAAACUGGAUAAACAUUGACACAACUCCAUUUGCUGGGCUGGUGAGGAAUUUAGGUGCACUCUUUGGCUUAGGUCUCGGAAUUAAUUCUGAAAUGUUCAUCUUGAGCUGCAAAGGUAAAAACAGCUGUAAGAUAAGUUUCCGCAUAUUGUGCAUAGCUGCUUCUUUAGCUACACUGCAGCUGUACAAUUUUGUUAAGAUACCUACUCAUACUGAGUAUCUGUUCUACAUUCUCUCUUUUUGUAAGAGUGCAGCUAUGCCUCUGACUGUAGUUGCCUUGGUUCCAUACUGUGUCCACUCAUUAAUGAGGACAACUGAAAAGAAACUUAAUUAG